UUCCCUUUUCUCUCUAUAAACUUUCUGAUCUGCCCUCAACAUUUCCUCUCUUAAUCCCCGCAUAUAAAUUAUUUGUUUGUUUAUUUAUUUGUUGUUGGGGUGUUGGUUUUCUCUCCCACUCACUUUGGUGGAUCUCCAAUGAUAAGACCAUGCUUCGAUUCAAUAUGGGUUUUUUUCCAAUGUGCUGUUGGAUAAGCUCUGUGCAAAGGAUCAAAUAGCUGCCAUGCAGUCUUAUUAUUGUCCAUUCAUCUCAGAGAAUAAGAUCCAGUUAUUGCUCAUCUGCAUUUAUAACUGUUUUCGCAGCCGUUAAGUUUGUUGCGAAGGCAUUGUUGGCAUUCUAAUUUCUCGGUUUUAGUAGUUUGAUUGGCGGUCCCUUCUUUACAUGAUGCCACCAAUCCAGAGGCUUUAUAAUGCUUGCAAAUCAUCGUUUUCUCCCAAUGGACCAGUGUCAGAAGAAGCUCUUGAAAAAGUCCGCACAAUGUUAGGUAGCAAGAAAGGAAUCCUUUCGUUGCCUCGAAUUUUCUCUUAAGCUUAAUCUAACUGUUUCGAUAAUUAAGUGUGAAGGUAUUUGGUAUCUUGUAUUUGCUUAUGCUUCAAAAGUUUUUAGUUUGCUAACUCUAUCCUAUAGUCUAGUUCAUUAAAUCUAUAGCCUUUAAUCUAAUUGGUUGAGCAUGAGCCAUAAACAUGGAUGCAGUUUAUCGAGAAAUCCUACUCCAAAAGAAAAAGAAAAAGAAAAAGAAAAAGAAAAAGAAAAAGAAAAAUUCCACAAGAAUAAUCUGCCAUACUCUCCUCAACAAGGUUAAAGAUCUUCUAUAAUUUUUUUAAUAAAUUUAGCUCUUGCUUAGGUAAAAAACUGACUUCCUUAUCAUCUAAAAUAAACCUAGAGGCCGUUACCAUUAGAGUUAUCCAAAAUUGUCCUUGUCCUUCUCUAUGGACAUUUAAUAGAGAACAAUCAAGGAAUCAUCAUCCACUAUAAGGUUCAUAAUGCUCAUGGAACACUUAUUUGGGACCUCGGGAGAUUGGGCUUUACGUUGAAAUGGCCAAGCUAAUGCCAAUUGUCUUAGAGUUGACAUGAACCAUGUUACUUAUGUGAUCUUUGGUUCUUUGGCCUUUUAACUGGUGGAACUUCUUUUAUUGGAUGAAGGAUCUUCUUAUGCCCAUUGUGUAUGAGCAUAUGCAUUUUUGUAGCCAUCAUGUUGAACCUUUCUAUAAAAAAGCCAAGUCUUCCAAGUUACAUGACCAUAGUUUUAAAAGGCUCAUGGCGCACCAAGGUGCAAAGUAGUCCUGGAGCUUGAGGCGCAAGGUGCACUUAAGGCGCAGGCUUUAGUGAAGUGAGGUGCAUCCUAAUUUACAUAUAUUUUUCCUCUAUUUUUUUCCUAUUUUUCCUCUUUUUCUUCAUCUUCUUCACUUCUCCACUGCACGGUUGAGGCUAGGGCAAAAUUUGGGAGAGUUGUCGGAUUGAAAACAACCAGAAAAGGGGACUGGAAGGGAAAACAGGGCCAAAAUGGCGUCGUUUUGGUCCUAAAAAUAAAAAAUAAAAAAUUAGGGCUUCUCUCUGCCCUCUGCAACCUGACUCCGGAGAAGAAGAGAAAGAGAAGGAGGUAGGGGAUCGAGGCGCACUUGUGGACCACGUCGCGCCUUGCGCACCUAAGCGUCGCCUUCGUGAAGGGGCGUCACGCCGCCCGGAGCCUAGGCGCACCUUUCACAACUAUGCAUAUGACUCACUUUUAUUGGUAAGACCUCACACCAUAUAGACUCUUUAAAGUCCUUACCAAAAAAGGAAUGUGACCAAGCAACAAAAGCUUAUUGGAAUUGAGGUGUCGUUAUCCUAUGCUAUUUGGAAUGGAUUUGAAUGUUUCUCUAUUUUAAUGUUAGCUUCUCAACAAGCUCUUGCAAAGCUAUGUUCCAAUUGCUACCUCCAUCAAUGAUCAUGGUACAUAACCACCGUUGGCAAGAGAUAUGUGUAUGGAAAAUGCUAGAAUCGCCAAUCUUCUUCUCUUUUCACCUUUGGGACAACUAACAAAGGUCACACUACAAGGCUAUGACCUUACGUCAUAUCAUCGUAAUAAUCACAUUUGUCACUAAGUUCAUCUUCAUUGUUGGUCUUUUCUUUUUUUGGAUGAUUUUCCAAUUUAGAUUUUGGUUUUUCAAAACAAAAGUGUAAACCUUUGCUUAGGUACACAUCAUAAUGAUCGUACCCACCACACUUAAAGCAAAAAGGAGUCUCACCUACCUUUUUGUCUCCAAUACUCGUGACGUUCUACCCUUAUUAGAGUCUCUAUUAGCCACAUUUGAAGCUUGUUGAUUAUUUUCCUUACCAUUCACAUGGUUAGAAGUUUGGGAAAUUGUUGUGCUAAGUGGUUUGCUUGUUGUUUGGUUGGAGAAAGUACUCCCAAUUUGUGACUUGGAUGUUUGGAAGCCUGAAACUUAAGCCCUUCUAUUUUAAGCGCUAGUUGAUAAACAUCAUCCAUGGUAUAAGUGUAUGCAAUUAUCCACUCAAGUUGAAUAUCCAUUUGUAGUCUAGCGUUAUAAAGGGCUGUAAGUUGAGCCUCACUUUCUCGCACUUGAUUCCAAAUGCUCAAUUCAUGGAAGUUUUUUGUAUGUUCUUCAACUCAAUACCUUGUUUGAGAGAAAACAAAUUUUGUGUUCGUAGUCAAUUGGGAGAAAGUGCUCCUUCAUCUUCAACUUCAUCUCGUCCCAUGUAUCUAUAGGUGGUUGUCUUGUUCUACAAAGUUGAUUCUUAAUAUUAUGCCACCAUAGACAUGUUGCUCCUUUCAACUUUGCCUUCACAAUACGAAUUUUUCUAUUUUCGGGCAUAGCAUAUCAACAAAGUAUUCUUCCAUUGACAUAAUCCAAUCAAGAAAAGCUGUUGGAUUUAACUUUCCAUAAAAUUUAGCAAUUUCAAGGUGUACCUUUUUUUUUGUCAAAUCUCAUCUUGAAUAAAUAGUUUGCCCCUUCUUUGAUUUCCCAUCAUCAAAUUGCCUUCUUCAUGUGGUCUACUAGGCGAUUGUUUGAAUUCAUGACUUGCAAUCUUAUCUUCAAUUGGUCGUUUUUCUUGGCUCUUUUGUAGUAACUUCAUGAUCUCAUCAAGUUUGCUAUUUAAUUGUAUUAUAGCAUUUUGAUAGGAUUGUUGUGUGGCAGAGAUUUUCUCUAAGUGUGUUACUUACAAAAAAAAAAAAAAAAAAAAGAAGAUGUCCUCUAUGUGUGUUGUAGCAAUAUCUUGAUUUCUAGAAGUAUUUUUUGAACUCAUGCUUGCAUAAGUUACUUCACUCCUCAAUUGCACAGACCUUCACACCAAGGACUUUUAAUCUAAUACCAAAAAUGAUGUAGGACAACCUUAGGAUGAUUGCCUACAAUUAAAUAGGUGGGCUAGGGUUUUUAUUUUUUAGGUUUAAGGAAAGGAACAAGGGAUAAAGUUUAUGGUAGAGAAAAAUAAAAUAAAAAAUAUAGAGAAGGAAGAUACAAAGAAUAAGAGAUAGAAACCUUAGAGUUUCACUAAGAUCUUUUAGGCAUCUCAUUUAAAAAAAAAUCAAUAGUUUGACAAUUGAGAAUUGCAAUACUUGCAAAAAAACUAAUAUUAUAUAAUCACCAAUUAAUUCUUUGGUUUAUAUCACUUAACUUUAUUUAUAGGUUUCUCUAAGAAAUUUAUAGUUUAUUAAGAUUUUAAUAACCUAUUAUGAAUCUAAUUCUAAUUCUCCUAUAACCUAAUUAGUUACUCUUAAUUUGACUCUAAUGAAUACUAAUCUUAAUUUAAUUUCAAUUAAUACUAAUCCUAAUUUAAUUCCAACCAAUGCCCAUCCUUAUCAAGGGGUUAAUUUGAAACCAUUCAUCUUCUUUAAAAUGCUCCUUACAAUGUUAAACCUUGAACUAUUUCAGAAAGGUUAAACUAAAAAGAUCCAAUAACUCCACCUAGAAUUCCUUUCUAAGUGUGACAUUAUUGGGACCAUGCACUGAAGUAAGUUGAAAGACCAUAAAUUUCCAAACCUCUAAAAAGAGAGAUGAGAGAGAGCGAGGACGAUCAUGUAAGCGAAGGCGGAGAAGGGGAAAGCCGGGCGGAGAAUCGAGGGAAGAGGAAGGGAAGUAGAUUCGUGGUGGAAUCGAAGGUGUUCGAAGUAGAAGCUGAGGAGAGGAAUGGCAAGAGCCAUGCCAUUAUCUCGGAAAGCAAGGGAGGGUUAGUGUCUUGGGUCCGUCUGGGGCUGGCGAGUGUGGGACUGUUCAUAGAAGGGCUGAUCCAGUGCACGAAGGAUGGGAAAGAUGGAAGAUGGGAGAAGGGCUGGAAAGAAAAAGGGAGGAUCUAUUCCCUGGUGAGAGAGGCUAAUAGGGUCGGGAGCUUCAUCCGCCUAGGGGUGACGGACCUGGAGAAAAGGAGAUUUGGUAUCUGUAUACCAAAAGGGAAAGGGGAAAAAGGAGGAUGGGUUUCUAUGGUGGAGUCCUUACUGAGGGUAGGAUUUCGGCGCGAGGAAAAGGAAGUUGAUCGAGGAGUAAGGGUUUUUGGUAGGUCGUAUGUGGAAGUGGCCAGGGGCUCAGAGCUCAGGGAUACUUCAAGGGUCAGAGUAGAGACAAAGGAGGAGGAAAUAAGGAACAAUGUGAGCAUAUUGAAGCAAUGCCUGAUAGGUAAUUGGAACCCUAAAUCAGCACGAGAAGAGGACCUAGCGAGAUUGGGGUGGUCAGUGGCAAGAGCGUGGGGAUUGAAAGGUAAAUUAGGCCUGGCUAGACUGGGAAAGGGCUAUGCUCUGUUGGAAUUUGAGACGGUGGAAGAAGCCAAGAGGGUUCUCGCCUCGGGGGUGAGAUCAGUGGGAGGGACCCAACUGGGUUUGGAGAUGUGGAGCCCGAGGUUUGGAUGCUCUGCAGAGGAUGAAGAUAGGAAAGAAGCUUGGGUGAGGAUCCUGGGUCUUCCAAUCUCGCUGUGGGUGCCGUCGAUCUUGAGGAGAGUGGUGGAAGAGUGCAGUGGGUUCCUAGGCAUCGAUCCUCUAACGGAAAGGAAAGAGGACUUGGAAUGGGCAAGGAUCCAGGUAAAGCUGAAUGGAGGGGCCUUGCCGAGUUCGAUGGAGAUUGGGGUGGAGGGGGAGGUAUACGUCGUAUCUUUGUGGUGGGAGAUUCCGCCGGCAAUAAGGAAAAAACAGGGGGAUGGCCGUGAUGAAUUUGGGCAGCAGAGAGGGGAGGUUAGGGGUGAUGGUGAUCCACGCGCGGGAUGGCGUGUGGGAGAAAAGCCGGGCGUUGGACCCAAGGAACAACGUCGGUCAGAGGAAGUGACAGGAGAGCAGGUGGAAGGGGAGGGUGGGGUUGGGUUUGAAAACUGGACCCAUCUCGGGCAGGUGACCCGACAGAGUUCUAGAUCCGCGGGCGAUGGGUCGAGUUCAUCCGGAUCAGGGCUUGGCCCCGUGGGCCUGAAGCGGGACUAUGGGCCAACUACGCAAGGCCCGCUUCUUUCUAAAGGGGUUGAAUUGGCUGCAGAUGGGAUAGAGCGUGGGCCGGCUGAGGGACGGGCCUCCGAAGGGCUGGAGCUCCUGUCCCAUGGGCCUACUAUUUCGGUUGGGGGCUAUCUGGGCCAAUUGCAGACUAAAUACAUGGGCAUAGUGUCACAAGCUGAUCCAAAUGAGCCUCCCCAUGACCUUAUAUAGAGCUAGGAAGCUUC
Molecule: messenger RNA, 5635 nt
Organism: Vitis vinifera (wine grape)
Lineage: Eukaryota; Viridiplantae; Streptophyta; Magnoliopsida; Vitales; Vitaceae
Product: plant cysteine oxidase 4
Exons: 2
Coding region: 3999-5621 (540 amino acids)
Molecular function (GO): oxidoreductase activity, acting on single donors with incorporation of molecular oxygen, incorporation of two atoms of oxygen
Source: RefSeq, a predicted model, not a curated record